Tympanuchus pallidicinctus (lesser prairie-chicken) is the source of this 2764-nucleotide messenger RNA. It is a transcript of the gene MLF1, whose product is annotated as myeloid leukemia factor 1. Gene Ontology annotation, cellular component: nucleus; cytoplasm. NCBI's taxonomy places the organism in Eukaryota, Metazoa, Chordata, Aves, Galliformes, Phasianidae. Gene Ontology annotation, biological process: regulation of DNA-templated transcription. The transcript has 8 exons. The record is from RefSeq and is a predicted model, not a curated record. The coding region runs from base 83 to 1081 and encodes 332 amino acids.
GGGACGCGUCACGUGGGCGAGAGGGCGCCGCCGUGAGGGACUGGCGGGGCGGUGGGCGCUCACAGGGCGCGGGGCUGCAGCCAUGUUCGGGGCUCUGGGGCGCUGCUUCGAGGAGGAUCCGUUCUUCCGCGACCCUUUUGCCGCACACCAUGAAUACAUGCGGCAGAUGAUGAGGAGCUUUUCUGAUCCUUUUGGCCGAGAUCCAUUUCUCAGUAUAACAGAUGGCAGGGAGAGAACGGCGGAUCGAAGAGCACGCCAGGAUUCUCAGGUUGCUCUGAGAGGAAAUCGCAGAGCAACAAGCUAUUCCCUCCUGCCCUUUUCAGGCUUUGGGAGAGUGGUUGGUAUCCCAGAAGAAACAGUUUGUGUAACUCUUGCUAAAACGUGUACUGUCUGCAUAACUAGAGCAUGGACAAAGCAAGAUGCAGAUUUUGGGGAUCCUUUUUUUGCAAUGGACAGAAUGAUGUCAAAUAUGAGAAACAGCAUGCUGGAGAUGCAAAGAAAAUUUGAUGACCUGUCUGUGCACCCAGAUGCACACACCUUCAGCUCCUCCUCUGUGAUGACGUACUCCAAAGUGGGCGAUGAACCUCCCAAAGUUUUCCAAGCUGCAGCUCAGACGCGCACGGCUCCAGGAGGUGUAAGUAGGCUUGAGAUGCAGCAGGAAGGUGGUAUGUUGUUAUUGCAGAGCAAGGUCUUCUAUGGUUUCUCUGCUUAUUCCUGUAGCAGACAGGUUAAGGAAAUAAGAAAAGCACUGAAGGAUUCUGAAAGUGGAGUGGAAAAAAUGGCUAUUGGUCAUCACAUCCGUGAUCGUGCCCACGUUGUGAAAAAAUCAAAGAACAGGAAGACUGGUGAUGAAGAAAUGAACCAAGAGUUCAUCAACUUGGAUGAAAAUGAGGCUCAGUCUUUUGAUGAGGAGUGGCAGAAAGAGAUUUCCAAGUUCAAGCCAUCGAGAAGCAGGUGCAAUUUAGAUGCUCCAAGAGAGAAACCACUCGCGUCUGUGGGCUUCAGGGGACCGAGAGUUUCCAUGGAGAACAACCUCAGUGUGAAAGGAACACACGUUCCCAUCAAAAGCAGCAAGAAGUAGUCCAUUGGGAUGCAGUUUGUUCAGAAAAAAUGGUGCUGCACUGCUCCUGUUAAUAUAAGUAUACACGUACAUAUGACCAAUCUGUCUUUUGUUUUAGUGUUAGUUUGCCUUGCUACUCUAAUCUUUUGACUACUGAAUGUUGUAUAAACCUUUGGAUCUGAGGUUAAGUCAUUUUAAAAGGAAAGACAAGAAGCAAGCAAAAAAAAAACACAAAACCAACAAAAAGUCCUGUCCACUUAGAAGCACUUUAAUGGUUUAUCACCAAUUCUGAUGUAAAACAUCUGCUUUGGUAGCAAAGUCGUUUUUUCCACCACAGUUGCACCAUUCUCAGACUCUUUGUUAACCCCAGUGAAACCACCUUUUCCCCUCCACACUGUAUAACUCACACAGAAAGUAAAUUCUCCUCUUUUGUCACAAUAAUUAUUAAUUGUUUUGGUGACGAAGCAGUCGGUAGGAAUUACAGUACACUGUAGGCACUGCAUAUACAGAUUUAAAAUCAUAUGGUAAAUUGGUACAGAAUUCCCAAAUUCAUCUUGAUUUUAAAACAAAGAAGAGUGAGAAGAAUACUAAAAUAGCAAAUGCUUCUUUAUGUGUUAGUUAAUCAACAUUAUGUUCAUAAAUGGUGCUCGCAUCCCUCGUUCUCUGCCCCUAGGCUGUUAUUCUCAUAUUUCUGAUCCUUUGUUUCUUUUGGAGAUGGCGCUUUAUUUUUCAUUCCUGAAGGCCAUCUGUAGUAUUUUUCAAUUAUCCUGUGAUAAUACUCAGAUGGAACUAUUACUUCAUUGGAGAAAUGGUUCAGCAGAGAGCAGUUCAGCUGGAUAAUGGCUGCACCAUUUCUUCUGUUCCAGAAAGCUAAAAUAUCCCUCUGCACAGGAAGCCAUUUUCUGCCUCAGCUGAGGUGAGCUCUGUGAUGUUUUCUGCCCUGAAUAGUAGAGCUAGAAGGAUCCUGAAAGCUAACACUUGGUUUCCCUCAGUACUUCUGUCAUUAUUGUUUGGUGGAAGAGUCUGGUGUUCAUGAGGAAAGCAAACUGUGACUGAGAACUGGAAAUGUCUUUGUAUUACAAGUGUUGAGUUUGUGUGCUGUCAAAUUCGGAAUUGAUCUCAUGUUGUAGAGGAAAUAAUUUCUGUAGGCUGUAGCAUAUAUGCCGUAGUGUAAAUGCUAUGAACUGAAGGCUAAGACAGCGUAGCCUUCGAAAAAGACACUGUUUGUAUGAUAAAAGAAAAAUAGUUUAAUAUUCAUACAGCUAAAAAGGAAAUAAGUUUCUCUGAGGAAGUUGUUUAAUCUGAGGAAUCUAUAAAAAAGUGUAUUUUAUUAACAUGCAAAAAAAAAAAACAACCAACAAACCUGAAGGGCAGUUGUCACUGCCAUGGCAGAAAUUUCCCAAUGAUAAACAACAGAAAACAUUACCAUGCUGUCACUUAAGCAGAAAUCUUUGAUUUGAGGGGUGCUUCUAAUUCACAGAGCAUUCAUCUGUCCAUCAUCUGACCACUUACAUUCUUGCCUGUGCUCCUGGGAUGGGUGAACAUACAGAGAGAACAGCACUGGUUGUGAAAUUACAUUGGGAAGAGGCAAACGUGAUGGAUCACUUUGUCAUGCACAGCAAUGUGAAAAUGUUAUGCAAGAAAUUGUUCUACGUAGGAACACCUGAAACUUUAAUUCUUUAAUAAAGAGCUAUUUAUUGUUUA